AUGGCAUCAACUGAACCCUUCAAAAAUGUGUUGUUAUUACCUCAAACAAAUCAAUUAUUGGGAUUGUUUACAAUCAUCAGAGACAAGACAACUUCAAGAUCUGACUUCAUUUUCUAUUCAGACAGAAUCAUUAGAUUAUUAGUCGAAGAAGGUUUAAAUCAUUUACCUGUCGAAAAAAAAUCAGUCGAUACCCAUACUAAUGAAGUUUUCGAAGGUGUCGGGUUCAAAGGGAAAAUUUGUGGUGUCUCUAUCGUUAGAGCUGGUGAAUCUAUGGAACAAGGUUUGAGAGAUUGUUGUAGAUCUGUUCGUAUCGGUAAGAUUUUGAUUCAAAGAGAUGAAGAAACUGCUUUACCAAAAUUGUAUUAUGAGAAAUUACCUGAAGAUAUUUCAGAUAGAUUUGUCUUCUUAUUGGAUCCAAUGUUAGCUACCGGUGGUAGUGCUAUUAUGGCCACUGAUGUCUUAAUCAAGAGAGGUGUCAAACCAGAAAGAAUUUUCUUCUUGAAUUUGAUUUGUAGUAAAGAAGGUAUUGAUAAUUACCAUUCAGCUCAUCCAGAUGUCAAGAUCGUUACAGGUGUCAUAGAUAGAGGUUUGAAUGAAGACCGUUAUUUGGUUCCAGGUCUUGGUGAUUUCGGUGACAGAUAUUAUUGUAUUUGA
Molecule: messenger RNA, 654 nt
Organism: Naumovozyma dairenensis CBS 421
Lineage: Eukaryota; Fungi; Ascomycota; Saccharomycetes; Saccharomycetales; Saccharomycetaceae
Product: uracil phosphoribosyltransferase
Exons: 1
Coding region: 1-654 (217 amino acids)
Source: RefSeq, a predicted model, not a curated record